AUGACUGGAGCCAAAGAGGCACAUCAGAUUCGACAUCAGAACUCGAAGCUCUUGUACUUCUGCAAGGAAAAUUCUGGCAGCAUCGGGAAAGGAAUGGCAGUCUCCAUUUUCUUCAAACACACUUUCACAUCGCGAUGCCCCAGGAUGCUCCGCAUGGUCUCUUGGGGGCUCAUGGACGAUGGUCGCCGGAGGUCGCCGGCAAUUCCUUCCCGCGUCCGCGUUUCGAAUCCUUCAAGGGGGGCGUCGCCGAAGUCCUCCAAGGCGCGGGAGGGAAUUCUAGCCCUGCACGGGCGGGGGCGACCACCAGCAUCUUCUUCGCGAUCCUGA
Messenger RNA from Symbiodinium natans, 327 nucleotides. NCBI's taxonomy places the organism in Eukaryota, Dinophyceae, Suessiales, Symbiodiniaceae. The record is from the annotation of a GenBank genome assembly.